Messenger RNA from Odobenus rosmarus divergens (Pacific walrus), 498 nucleotides. Its product is annotated as apoptosis-inducing, TAF9-like domain 1. The transcript has 5 exons. Gene Ontology annotation, cellular component: extracellular region; Fanconi anaemia nuclear complex; FANCM-MHF complex. Gene Ontology annotation, molecular function: protein heterodimerization activity; chromatin binding; hormone activity. Bases 1 to 498 code for a protein of 165 amino acids. Lineage: Eukaryota; Metazoa; Chordata; Mammalia; Carnivora; Odobenidae. Gene Ontology annotation, biological process: resolution of meiotic recombination intermediates; replication fork processing. The record is from RefSeq and is a predicted model, not a curated record.
AUGGAGGAGGAGGAGGAAGGGGGUGGCGAGGAGCAGCAGCAAUUCUCCUACCGACAGAGGCUGAAAGCGGCUGUCCACUACACUGUGGGCUGUCUCUGUGAGGAAGUUGCAUCGGACAGAGGGAUGCCGUUCAGCAAACAAACCAUCGCAGCCGUCUCGGAGCUGACCUUCCGGCAGUGUGAAACUUUUGCCAAAGACCUUGAAAUGUUUGCAAGACACGCGAAAAGAAGCACAAUUAACACCGAAGAUGUGAAGCUCUUAGCCAGGAGGAGUAAUUCACUGCAUCUGCAGGAAGUGUUAGAAAUGAAGAAGAACAGCCUCUUGACUUUCCUGGCUGGGCGGUACCAGUGGGCCUCCCAGCUGGGCGCAGCCCCCUUCACAGGAGGGGCAGCUGGGGAGGUGGCCAAGCGGCAGGACGUCCCGCCCCCUCAGCGGUCCCUGCGGGAGAAGGCACCUUGCAAGGAUUUCUUCUGGAAGACCUUCUCCUCCUGCAAAUAA